Molecule: messenger RNA, 1228 nt
Organism: Umbelopsis ramanniana AG
Lineage: Eukaryota; Fungi; Mucoromycota; Umbelopsidomycetes; Umbelopsidales; Umbelopsidaceae
Exons: 7
Coding region: 97-1194 (365 amino acids)
Biological process (GO): fumarate metabolic process; malate metabolic process; tricarboxylic acid cycle
Cellular component (GO): tricarboxylic acid cycle heteromeric enzyme complex; mitochondrion
Molecular function (GO): fumarate hydratase activity
Source: RefSeq, a predicted model, not a curated record
CCCUUCUCAAGGCAUCUUAGAGCCUCAAUUUUUUGAUUUCAGUCUUUGUGCCUACACGUGACAAUCCCCCACGCUUUCUUUCUCUUCUCCAGCACUAUGACCAGCAGCGAAUUCAGAAUCGAGCGUGAUACAUUUGGCGAGUUGAAUGUUCCUGCAGACAAGCUUUACGGAGCUCAGACUCAGAGGUCAGUGCUGAACUUUGACAUUGGUGGCCCUAGAGAGCGGAUGCCAGAGCCUUUGAUAAAGGCUUUUGGAGUGUUGAAGAAGGCUUCGGCUCAAGUCAAUAUGACUUAUGGGUUGGAUGAAAAGGUUGGCAACGCGAUCAUCAAAGCUGCUGACGAGGUCAUCGAAGGAAAACUACUCGACCACUUCCCACUGGUGGUAUUCCAGACAGGAUCUGGAACGCAGACAAACAUGAAUGUGAAUGAGGUGAUCGCUAACAGAGCUAUCCAAAUUCUGGGCGGACAACUCGGCGACAAAAACUUGGUUCAUCCCAAUGACCAUGUUAACAUGAGCCAGUCAUCUAAUGAUACAUUCCCGACUUCCAUGCACAUUGCUGCUGUUGUUGAAAUUAAUAAAUCACUCAUUCCGGCCAUGACCUUGUUACGAGAUGCCAUGGCCGAAAAGGAAAAGAGCUUCCAGCACAUCAUCAAGAUUGGUCGAACACACUUGCAGGAUGCAGUGCCGCUCACACUAGGACAAGAGUUCUCCGGAUAUGUUACCCAAUUAACACUUGGCAUUCAGCGUGUGGAGCAUGCGACGAAAAACCUGCUGAAACUGGCUCAAGGCGGUACAGCUGUUGGUACUGGCCUGAAUACCCGAAAGGGCUUCGAUGAGAAAGUUGCAAAGGCCAUCGCCGACCUGACCAAAUACCCAUUCAUUACGGCUCCCAAUAAGUUCGAGGCUCUCGCUGCUCAUGAUGCUAUUGUGGAAGCGCACGGUGCUCUCAACACAGUUGCGGUUUCUCUGAUGAAAAUAGCAAAUGAUAUUCGGUACUUGGGAUCUGGUCCUCGCUGUGGUCUUGGAGAAUUGUCGCUACCUGAGAACGAACCUGGUUCAAGCAUUAUGCCUGGAAAAGUGAAUCCUACACAAUGUGAAGCAAUGACUAUGGUGUGCGCACAAGUCAUGGGUAACAACACUACUAUUUCUAUAGCCGGUUCAAAUGGUCAAUUCGAGGUGAGUCCUAGCAUGUAGUUGCGGAUAUAUGAGCACCUUAUGUUCCUUUCGA